This is a messenger RNA of Mya arenaria, 5012 nucleotides long. Its product is annotated as synaptogyrin-1-like. The coding region runs from base 47 to 736 and encodes 229 amino acids. Lineage: Eukaryota; Metazoa; Mollusca; Bivalvia; Myida; Myidae. Gene Ontology annotation, cellular component: synaptic vesicle membrane; neuromuscular junction. The transcript is spliced from 4 exons. The record is from RefSeq and is a predicted model, not a curated record.
GCACAAAUAUCGAUGACGUCACGCGAAGUACACAAGACCAAGAAAAAUGUCUCUACCUUCACAACCCCAAGCUUAUGGUGCUGGCAUGGCAGGGGGGUCUUUUGACCCCGUAGAGUUUAUAAAAAGACCUCAAGUUAUUCUUCGGAUAGUUAGCUGGGUGUUCUCAAUUAUAGUCUUUGGUUGUAUAUCCGCGGGUGGCUACUAUGACCACAUGUGUCAGAUGAAUGACAGUGGUGCUUGUGGUUUCGGUGUCGGUAUUGGUGUGCUCGCGUUCCUCUUCUGUAUUGGCUUCCUGGUCAUAGAUGCUUUGUUUGACAACAUGAGCAGCGUGCAGCACAGGAAAUAUGCUGUCCUUGCAGAUCUUGGCGUCUCGGGUCUGUGGGCAUUCUUCUGGUUCGUGGGCUUCUGCUUCAUGGCUGACAUGUGGCGACGUAGUGCCAAUGAAAACCCUGCAGCCCUUGCCCCCAAUGGGCACGGCAAGGACAACGUACAGGCUGCCAUAGCAUUCUCCUUCUUCUCCAUCAUAUCAUGGGCAGCGUUAGCAUUCUUUGCAUUCCGGCGUUACCGUCAGGGCACAUCAGACACGCUGACAACAGGCUACGCUGGGGACCAACCGCAAAACCAGUCAUCUCCGUACUCUUCAUUCCCUGGCAGUGACGCCAGCGACCCGUACCAGCAGCCAUUCUCUGGACAGAAGAGUAGCGACAUUCCGGACUACCAGCCACCAACCUAUUAAUGCUGGUUAUAUUACAAAUCCCAGAAAUACAUUUUCUGCACUGAGAGAAGACCAACUUGUGUGGAGCUUUUUGAUGAUUGCUACAUUUUAACAUUUUUUAUAAGAUUCAUUAAUUAAGAUUAAAAUGUCUUCUGAAUAUGUAUCAAAAGGUUGAUACUGGUUUGGGUAUUAUAAACAAUUGUUUACGCAUGCAUGCAAUAUACUGGUACAGUAUAGGAGCCUUAACAACAGCGCUAUGAUGAUCAGAAUAUUGUGUAUUAAUGGCAGUAUCAUUAGUUGUAAUAUCUGUCAACAUUAAUGCUGAAAUAUUGAUUAAUCACCUGUUAGAGGAUUGUAUUUGACUGUUUAUGUCUGUAAUAUAGCUUGGACUGUCAGAGAUUAUUGAAUUAAUGCGUUGUUUUAUUUUGUAGACUAUAUAAUGCCAGUUAAGCUUUUGUUAAAGAUUUCUUUUUUUUUGAAACUAUUUCUUAUUGCUGAAUACUAGAUGAUAUAUAACACGUAUCAUUUGUCAUUUGUUGCCUUUUAUGAAACACUUAUCUCCCAUUGUUUCCAUCUUGCUUUUAGUUAUUUCAAAGAUUGCUCAGUUUCAUCAAUAAGAUUUUACAUUUUAACUGGUUAAUAAUGCUAGAUUAUAACUUUCAAAGUCUAUAUCAUAUUUGGUUAUUAUUUAUUUAAGUUUUUUGUUUUGUUCUGUAUAUACUGUGUUCACAUUUAUUAUUAUUAUUUUUUAUAUAAUAAUUCUUCCAUUUGUAUUAAAUCCAUCCAUUUGGCCAUAUCUAUCCAUAUCAUAGAACUCAGUGCACAAAUUGGAAUCAUUCUGAAGUUUUCUUCAUUUCAAAAUAGUGAUUUGCAUGGCCAACUGAAAUGUUUUCUUCUUUUACAUCUUUAAAAUUGUUAUGAUAAGUUUAUUAUUGUAUUAUUUGUAUUCUUCUGGUUAGUUUACCCAUUAACAAAUCUAAAUUUUUUCCUGUUUUGUGUGUUUAGCCUUUUUUGCUGAUAGAUGGCUAUUGAUUGAUAAUGACUAAUUUUGACAAAUAACUUUUACUUACAUGAAAUGUACAUGAUAAAAGAUUUAAAUAUCUUUUCAUAGAGUAUAAUUAUUUCUUCCGUACUUGUAGCAUAAAUCGAGGCACUUCGGUGAACAAUUCAAGGAAAAGUGAGUGGAAAUAUUUCAUUGCUCAUUUAAAAAGUGCUAGUAAGAAAUGUGCAAUAUUUGUGGUCAUGCCAAAAUUACGUUGUAUGUGAUAAUUGCUUACUUCCAUGGUGGUUCUUUAGAUGUUUGUCAAGCUAUAUGCAUUGGUUAUGUAAUAGUUACAUCACAACAUACUUACAUAUUUACAUUAUGAUAGGUCAAUAACUAAAAAAAACAUGUACCAGUGUCUUUAAUGUUAUAGCUGUUCAUUUAUGCUAAAUAGAAAAGGUCAUCUGACAGAUGUGUUAUUAUAUUCUGCAUAUUAGCUGUUAGAUCUGAUAAAAUCAAAAGAAUAUAUGGCAUGCUAAUAUUCUGUUUGCAGACUGUUUCAGUGAUAUACUCUUAUACCUUAUUCACUAGGAACUGGUUGUUUGUAAAGAUCUGUGGAAAAUCUAGAAGAAAUAACAGACACAAUUAUCAUCAUGAGACAGACAGGGUCUACAAUUACAGUGCAGUGUUUUGAAACUUGAUCAUUUAAAUGUCCCCUGUAUCCCAUUAUUUUACCUCAGAAGUAGAAAAACAAUGUAUCUAAUUCAAGAGAAGAAAUACAUGAUGUUGAUGUAGAUUUUUUUUAAUUUAUUUUUGCAAUUGCAUCAUCAUCCAUCAAAGGUUAUGAUUAAUGAUUUUGUUAUAUGUAUAUAAAUGAAAUACAGUUGGACCCAGUUGGCUCGAACUUGGUUGGCUCGAAUUCCUCGGUUGGCUCGAACUUGGUUGGCUCGAAUUCCUCGGUUGGCUCGAACUUGGUUGGCUCAAAUUCCUUGGUUGGCUCGAACUAUAUGUAAAGGACCGAUUUAUUUAUUCUGAACGUAAAUAAUCCUGCUUGGCUCGAUUUUGUCGAGGUUCGAGGUAUUCUUGCCUUUCCCUUGAAGUUCAAGCCAUCGGGGCCCGACUGUACAUGUCAAGUUGUUUAUGUUCGAUGCUUCAGGCUGUUGCAUUUCAUUCCAUGGCUAGCCAUUCCACUGUCAGACCACAUACUUGUUGUUUAUAUGCUGAAUGUCUUUAUUAAUGUCCAGGAAUAAAAAUAAAAAGACCACACACAACUGGAAGGGAAUAUCAAUGACAGAGAGGACGUUUGUUGAAUUUCUGUGUAAAAUUGUCAUAUGUUAAAACGAGAAUCACAUAAGAAACAUUACAUUGUGACAUCAUUUCAACCUGGGCCAACUGAAAGCUAAAUUACGUUUAUCAAGAAAUACAGGGAACAAAAUCUAUAUGAGAAACAAAAAUAUCAAAAUGGAUAUUUUCUCAGUGAAAAUGUAAUAGCAGAGAAAGAUCAUGGUAUUUCACUGAAAAAGUAUAGAAGAAAUCACAGUUAUAAUUUGUUGAAACAUUCUGAAUUAUUUAUUGUUUGUUAUUAACACUAUUAAGAUGAACAUUGCAUAUAAACAAUGCAUAAGUUACACAUAAAUACAUGUGUACACUUUUUUGUUAAAACAAACAUAGUUUACUGUAGAUGUGUGUAAUGUAUAGGUAGGUAAAAAUGUUGUCAUACUAACAUUAUGGGUAAUAUCGUUGUUAAUGGCGAAAUGAUAUGAAUUUGAUCUGUGUGUUUGUGUACUGUAAUUGUAUAUUUUAUUGUUAAGAUGUUUCACAGUUUAAUAUUACACUUAAGGACCUGCAUGUUAUAAUAAUGCAACAUAUUCGAAAAUGGCAUAUCCACUGAAGGACAAAACACUUUUAAAUUUGUUUUAAAAAAGAACAAGAUAAAAGUAAGUUAACAAUUUUAUAGUCUCUUAUAAGCUGAAAAAGGUUAUGACAUUAAAGCGAAUUAUAUUGCUAAUUUUGGAAUUAUUAACUGAUCAAUAUCAAUUAAUUAUCUGCCAACUUGUUUUUGAUAUGAAUAAUUAUUUUAGAAAAGUUUUCAUGCCUAUUGUAUUGACGUGAUUUUGUUGAGCAGUCCAAGUCCUCAUGUAAGCACAUGUUCUAUGGUUUCUAGUUAGACCAUUGUUGUUCUAUGCAUUGAUAAAACCCUGUAGAUUUAUCCAUACUUAUACUGUAUGUAGUAGUAGUUUGUUCAUUCUAUAUCAAUAUUUAACAUAUUUAUUGAGUGUUCUAAUUAAUUGUAUGACUCUAAAUGCAGUGGUUGAUCUGAGUUAUUGUGAGUUGAUGUGUAGAUUAAUUUAGAUUACAUUGUUAUGUUUCAAAUAUUUACAAGCAUAAUAACAGCAUUGAUAAACAAUAACAGCAAGCUGACAUCGCUAAGAUUUUAAUAAGCUUGUCUGUUUUUCACAGACGAGGUAUUGUGGUAGUCUUGGUGACGAGGUAUUGUGGUAGUCUUGGUGACGAGGUAUUGUGGUAGUCUUGGUGACGAGGUAUUGUGGUAGUCUUGGUGACGAGGUAUUGUGGUAGUCUUGGUGACGAGGUAUUGUGGUAGUCUUGGUGACGAGGUAUUGUGGUAGUCUUGAUGCCGUUGAGAUCUCCCUCAGCAUUGGGCAAAACUUCCUAGCAAUAACUCAAAAACCAUUCAAGAUAUUUAAAUGAAACUUGAUACACAUGAAACCAGAGACAAAACGCACAUAGCAAGGGAAGUAACUCCAUCAUUAAUCAACACGAGUUAUGGGCUGUUUGACUGAAAACAGCAACAGAAAAUAGACGAGCAUUGGUGCUUCCUCCACAACGCUCUUGUUUUUAUUUAAGGGUUACGGUAUAAAAUAAAAUGAUUUCCUUCUAAUUUUUUUCGAAUAUGCUAAUGCUUCUAUAUUUCUUUAGUAAAUAAGUAUAAAUUAAUCAGUGGAUUAAAAACAGAAACUUCUUUUUUUCAAAGCUUUUAUCAUUCCAAAUUAAAGCACAUGUUUAGAAGGAGCAAAUGUAUCUGUACUGUAAAAAUCUCAGUACUUACCACACAUUAUUCUGAAUAUUUUGAUAGGUUAUUGUUUGCCUGAGAUGUUUCAGCAUCACAAUGAAUGUACAUGUUAGGUACUAGAGGGUAGAUUGUUGUGUGACGUGUGUCUUCAUGUUGUCUGAUAAUCCCAUCCUGACCUCAUUCCUGGCACCCAUGCUGGGGCACAGCCACGUCCAUCUUUCAUUCACAUAACGGUUAUUAUAACGACUAUGUUGUCAAUAAACAGUCCAGGAUUUGACUAUCCA